CACAGUUGUCAUACUGGUUUUUUCGAACCGAAAAAAAUUGUGUGUUACCUAUUCAUCAUUCAGAGGAGAUAAUUUGUAGUACGUAAGCCUUUUCACUUUUGCAAAGUAAAAGCAGUGUUGUAGGCGAGGUAUCUUAGGUGCAUAAACUUUUCAAUACCACUUGGAUCCAUCGGUAUCGCAAUCCGUAAGGUAGCCAUCAACCAGCCAUCGGGUUUCGCACAGCAGGCAAAAGGUGGAUCGGCCGACGGAGGUACCUGCCCUCAUUCGAAGAUUAAGGAGAAAUUUACGUAGUUUAAAUUGUUCCGGAUUGUUCGCAUCAAAACUGGCAAGGGAGUCUUGCGGCUAGUGUCCUGCGUAUUCCAGGGUGUACAGUGUUUAAAUUGUGAUUACCAGCUGCAGAGUUUUGAAAAGUGAAAAUUAUACAUAAGUGUAGAUCAAACAGGAACGAGAGAUAAGGUGAACGGCAGAUCCGGGAAAAUGUCAGAAAAGCCAGUGCAUAAGUUGUCGGAAUCGGAUGACUUUACCGAUAAUUCUGCUGAUAACACCAAUGAUGCAGCCCGGGAGGACACAUCGCAGCAGAGCGGGUUGGCCACGGUAGAGUCGGAAUAUGACACCGCGUCAGAUUCGCCAUCAGACGGGGAAGAGUACGAUGAUCAGGAAGAUGAGAGCGAUAGUGGUGAGGAAGAAGAGCUAGCGGGAAGUGAUGCAGAAGACGGCGAUGAAGAGGAAGAGGGGGAUGAGGGUUCUGAUGAUGAUGUGAUUGAAGUGUUGGACUAUGAGCGCCAGAGUGGCGAUGGUCAGGAACAGGAAGCGGAUAGCAAACGAAAGGUAGAUGACGAUGAAGACCGCAGUAAUCCGCAGUACAUACCGAAGAAGGGAACAUUCUACGAGCAUGACGAUCGUACGGUGGAAGACGAGGAUGAUGAUAAAGACGCGGAUGAUGAAAAUACUAAAAACGAUGACGCUCCGGGAGUGAAUGGUGACAGAAAGGGGGUCGAUAAAAAUGCUGCGUCGAAGACGAUGAAAAAGUGGCAAGCUUCAACAGAUAGGUGGACGCAUGAUCGGUUCGAUGAGUGUGAGCAAGCCCCAAAGUCCAGGGCAGAACUAGUUUCUGCUUACGGCUAUGAUAUUCGUAGCGAAGAUGGUCCACCACGUGCUCGAAGGCGAAGACGUUAUGCUCGAGGUCCCAAUAAGUACACAAGAAACUGGGAGGAUGAGGACGCCUAUUCCAAAUCGAACAGUAACCCGGAACAUAACCGACUGCGAAAGGUUCCACGACCGGAAGACUUUCCAGAGCUGGGGACGAACAAUGGUAAAAUCCGAAGUGGUCAAAACGCGCGUCGUCUUAGUAAACAGGGUCGAGCUGCCUCGAUCAAUGAUAGGUUGGAUGAUCGUAGUGGUGGACGACAACGCCCUGAACGCAGAAUCAGCGAACGGAAUCGAACUAGCAAUAGCAGCCGAAGUAUAGCUGAUCGAGAUCGUGGUAUAGACAGAGAUCGAUAUGACCAGCGUCUAGAUAGAGUUGACCGGAUGGACAGGGAACGUGAUCGAGAUCGUAAUUGGGAUCGCGAUCGGGAUUAUGACCAGCAAGAUGGUAACUACCGAGAUGCUCGAACCGACGGAAGUCGGUACAGUUCUGACAGAGUUAGCAACAGCUACAACAAUAAGGAAAACAAAAUAAACAUUCGCACUAGUAAGGAGAAGGAUCGACGGGGUCCGGAUUAUAAGGUCAUUACUUCACUUCAGUUUAAAAAUCAGAGCAGAAAUAAAAAUGCGGAUCCUGGAAUGGCGAUUGCUGGUGCAGGUGGAGGUGGUGGUGGUGCUAAUCAGGUUGCUCAUAGCAACAGUCUAGGAGCACUUUCAGGCAGCAGUAAUAGCAACAAAAUGAAUAAUGCCAUGGAGCGCGUCCAAACUGUUUCCGAUCGUAUGCUGGACCAAAGAGCAUUGCAUCACAAUUACCAAAAUCAACCACCUCAGUUGAUUCCACAGCAGCAAAUGCCUCCACCACAACUACAGCAAAUUCAGCAACCUCAGUCGCAGCCACCACCGCAACAAAUACCACAUCAUCAACAGACAUCUUAUGUCAGUGAUGAUCAUUAUGAUUCCUAUAGUGAUUCGAAAAUGCCGAAAGAUGCAAAGUUUCCAUAUAAUCCGCCGGCCAAUGCCACUAUUCAAUCGGUAGAAAUUGGUCAAACAGACAUUGCAAAAUACCCCCCUCCUGCUGCUCAGAGAACCAAUAAAGAACGACAGCAAGUGCUUCCUACAACGGCUGGUGUAUCAUUGAGCACCCGAUCCCAAAUUUCACCUCGACAAAUAGUUUCCACCCAGGCUAGUCAGUUAACAACGAUUUCAACGACCCAGCAGCAGCAACUGGCACAUCAACAACAGCAAAUGCAGCAACAAACUCAGCAACAACAGUAUCAACAACUUCAACAGCAGCAGGCACAAUAUCAGCAACAAUUGCAUACGUUGACCAAUCAACCUGCAGCACCGACGGUAUCGCAAUCUCCACAGACUCAAGUUCCCCCUCCACAACUACCGCAACAGCAGGCGCCUUCCCAAUUACCGCAACCCGUAACGGCUCAAAUGCAUAACGUACAUCUUGGUGGCGCAUUAGCAAGUGCAACCGUCAGUCAACAGCAGUUAAUGGCUGGUGAUAGCAGUUCUCGAUCAGCGAAACGAUAUUCAAGUCUCCGUCAGCGGUCCGCACUGGAUAACCCAAAUGUUGUGGUAGUGCAGUCCCCCAUGCACGAACAGCAGCAACAACAGCUACUACAACAACAGCAACAGCAGCAGCUCCUUCUCCAGCAAGAACUACAACAUCAACAGCAGCAGAAGCUAAGUGCGCAAGCACCUAAACAGAGUUAUCAACUAAAUCAAACGCCGCAGCAACCAACGUUACCCCUGACUCUACAAAAUGAAUACUUGGUUCAAACGGCAAGUCAAUCGAAUGCCUCAAACAAACCGCAAUCUGUGAGCCAAGCUCCCGUUCAAUACCAACAUUCAGCAGGGUACUACACAGCAACUACUCCAACCGCGAAUGAAUUUGUUACUGGCAGCCCAUCUCAACAAGUCCAACAGCAACCAACAGUUGCCUCAGUUCCCGUGGUUCCCCAACAGCAAAAUGCAAUUCUAACUGCCCCGCAAUAUCCGCAAUACAACCAGCCGACUUCCGCCGCCCAUCAGUAUAUUCAAGCUCCCCCACCUGCUGCAUACAUCCCACAAACAACUGCAACUCCUCAGCCCACACCCCCAUCUGCACCAGCCGCCCCACCACCACAAAUUUUGAAUUACGUCCCGACAAUUACACCAGCAACCCCAACCCAGUACCCAGCCGCACCCUAUCCAGCCUAUCAGAAUUAUAACACGGUCGUGCCUCAACCGGUCGCUCCAGUGCCAGUACCACACACACCAUCGCCGUCGGCCGCCGCAGCAGCUCUCUAUCAGUCGAGUGGUGGUAUCACCUACUAUGCUCCACAGUCGCAAACACAAGCACCAAGGCCGUUGCCUUCCCUCCGACGACCAACCAGUGCGAUUCCUAUCUUGGCACCUCCAGACCGGAAAGCGAAAAACAACCGAUCUGGCACUGAUACAGCCGGUAACAGCGGGAACGAAAACGAAGAAAACGGCGGUGCUUCUGUUAGCAGUAGUGGGGGUACAACGGGAACCACCUCAACCAGUUCGGGUGCGAACGCUCCAAUUGGUAGUGACAUAGACCACAUUCUUGAUAACAUGUUUGUGCAGCGAGCUCCCUAUCAGCCACCAACCAGGAAAAGUCCUUCACCUGCGCCCGCAACGGCCACAGGAAUUCCCGGAAGUGCUACCGGUGUGGUUAAUAAGCUGGACACUGGAACGGGUCUGUCGUUGGAUGCUACGAAAGAGCUCGAUAAGGAAGCCAUUGAUAAAAUUGGCGAAUCGGUUAAGAAUCUUUCCAUCCAAGAUGCGAAGCUACCCAUCGUGGAUCCGCUGGCUGUCAGUGGUCAAAACGAGAAGCUCGAAACCGCACCCACUGCUGUUGAUUCCACGGCCGGUUGACACUACUAACUGUUGUUCCUUUUGUAGAUCAUCACUCAAUCAAGCCGAGGUGAAUUUGUCCGGCCGAACCCAACAAUUGUACCAAUAUGCAAACUUGUUUUAUCACUGUCCCCGCCAAAGAGUGGAGGUCACUUUGUAGUUUGUGUGCGAGCACGGAUGCCCGUUCCCUAUUCGAUUAGGGUGGGCUUCUUCUUUCCCUCUCUCACGUCAACUAUUGCGUUGUUACUGAACAAUGUAUGUUAACGCAUAUAAGUAAUCCUAGCGCUUUCUUCUUUGACCGUGUCAAAUAGAGUAGAGCUCGUGCAACAUAAAACGUAAGUUUGUUUGGUCUGCAUGGUUAGUUGUGAUCCAUAAGGUUAUUUUCUAUUGCCGGAUUAUAAGCUGAAUGCACUCCAGCGCCUAAUGUUAAGGUUUGUGUACGAGAUCAAUUAUUUUACGAACAAAAAUAUAUUAUCUUUGUACAAUCACACAAGAGCAUUUUGUAUGGUUCAUACAAUGGCAAUUGAAUGAAUUAAAUUGUUAUAAAUUCAAAAUUUUCAUCCAGGUGUUUCGAUUUUCUUUUAUUGGUCUAAUAAGCCCGCAUAAUUUUAUUUAUUAGUAUCGCAUGGUUUGUUGUUCGACAGCUUCGAACGAAAUCGUUAAUCUCCAACAUAUAUCAGUAAAUUCUAUGAGGCAACGAUAUUUAGUGUCACGUGCACAUAUUUUAUUUGAAUUGCACGCUUACAUAAUUAGUAAGUAUAUGUUUUUGUUAUGAUCAUUUUAUUGAAAAUCCUUUCAGAAUUAAUGUUUGUUUGCAAAAGGCAAAAUAUAGAAAAAAAGUGAUUGCUUGAGUUAGUUUUAAUAGUUAUAGUGAUUUGAAACUUUAGACCACUGACCGUAAAAAGAAGAAAUUGCAAGGAAACUUUAUUAAUUGUAUUAAUUGUAUUUAUAAUUCAAAUUUAUAUGAUAAGCGUUAAGUCUAUAGGAAGCAAAUGGAAAAAAAUAAUAAAAU
Topomyia yanbarensis is the source of this 5026-nucleotide messenger RNA. RefSeq lists its product as uncharacterized. Bases 478 to 4035 code for a protein of 1185 amino acids. The transcript is spliced from 4 exons. Gene Ontology annotation, molecular function: mRNA binding. The record is from RefSeq and is a predicted model, not a curated record. Gene Ontology annotation, cellular component: exon-exon junction complex. Gene Ontology annotation, biological process: mRNA processing. Lineage: Eukaryota; Metazoa; Arthropoda; Insecta; Diptera; Culicidae.